Messenger RNA from Cladocopium goreaui, 2253 nucleotides. The record is from the annotation of a GenBank genome assembly. NCBI's taxonomy places the organism in Eukaryota, Dinophyceae, Suessiales, Symbiodiniaceae.
AUGGAAAAAACGCAUCUAUGUCCAACGCGCGUUGUCUUCUCAGCGUCGCAUCCGCACCAAGGCUUGCCUUUGGGCUUCAUCUUGGUGGGUUUGCGCGCGCACUGCAUCCUGGAAUGUCCACCAUUGCUAGUGGCCCUGGUGAAUCUCCUGCCCUUUGCUUCAGGCGUUUUAUCUCGUCUCAGCUGGGGAAUGGAGAACAUCAUCGCCUAUGACCUGUUGAAGGUGGUCACUUUAAACUUCCUUUCUGCCUUGCUGUUUCGAAGCAGCCACUCCGUAAAGCUGGUCUGCUUCGCCUGUUCCUCCGUGGUAGUAGCAGCCUUGCUCCCCCUGCAGUUGCUCUUCGAUGAUCGCCGCCACAGGUUGCGCUGGCAAGAGGGGCUCAUCCUGUACUCAAUCUUCAUGCUGAUGUUGCCCCUCGUCCUUGGUCAUGCGGAUAAGACGACGCUUGGCCGAGGGAUCACGACGCAACCAGUGGAUCCGUUGGACAUUUCGCAUACCGGGAUUUCCGGCGCCCUGCGCAUGCGAAGACAGGACGCGGUUCCGGGUGAUGCAACUCUUAGAGUUCCUGUAAGCCAGUGCUUCCUGGCAGGAAGUGAGCUGUUGGCGUGCAAAGGGGCUGGGCCUGAGAAUGAGCCGACCAGCCAGGUAGCGCUGAAGCAGAAGCUGUUGAGGCAGCUCCGGGAAGUUUCUGACAAGGCGGCGAAGGUUUACGAGCUCAGCCCUGAUGAUAGGCUGCACUUCGCCCAAGUGUUGAGCUUUCUGCACACCUACAUGGUAAAAGUCAUCGACUGGGUGUCGCAGAAUUUUGCGCGCUCCAUUUCGGUGGAAAGCAACUUGAACGAUGCCCGUGAGGGUGCAGGAUCGGCCUCCAACGAUGUCAAGAAGGCGGCACAACGGAAGUACGUGCAGGGUAAGUUCCAGUCCAGCGGUUCUUCCAGAAGUAUGCAGGUGGAACCCAUCCCGGAGCAUGCCGGCGUGAAGCAACCGGAGAGCCACUUCUUUGAUGGGGAGGAAGACUUUACCUACUCAACAAUUGUCAAUGCGAUGAUGUAUUCUUUGGCACAGUCUGGCGGUCAAGGAACACCUCCCUUGGUUUCCGAGGAGACCGCGGAAGUUCUGAUGUCGCAGUUUGGUAAUUGGGACUUUAACGUCGUGGGCUUAUCGGAGGUUUUAGGCUCUCAGACCUUGCGGGUGAUGGCCACCAAGGCCUUAACGCCUUAUGCGGAGCGCUUGGACAUUGCACUCACCGCAGGAUUAUCGAUGCCCCUUGGCAUUGUGAUGAGUGGGUCGGAAGAUGAAGAGGAAACGACCGACUGCGCCUUGGAGAGCGUAUUGCAAGGGAUCGAAAGUCGCUACAAUCGAAGCAAUCCCUAUCACAACAGCGUGCAUGCGGCAGAUGUGGUGAAUAGCAUCGCCUAUUUUUUCACGCACUUCAACAAAUCUGCAGAAUUUACGGACCGCGAAAUCUUUGCAGCCCUCCUAGCAGCUGCUGCGCAUGAUGUAGGCCACGAUGGGAAAACGGGUCGAUAUCACACCACCACUGAAUCGCCUUUGGCGUUGCUGUACAACGAUAGUAGCGUUCUGGAGAUGAUGCAUUGUUCCAUCUUUUUUGCGGUACUCAGAUCCCAGGGUACUCACCUGUUGAACGACUGGGAGACCUCAGAGCGGCAAGGCUUUCGACAGCAAGUGAUCAGGAUGAUCUUAGAUACCGAUCUGGCAAAGCACUUUGAUCAGGUGAAAAAGUUCCGGGAAAAGAACCUGGAGAGUGAGAAAGACUCCGAGGAACGCACUCCGGAGCAGAGACAGGACAUUUUGAGCUUCAUGCUAAAGCUCAGCGACAUAGGUGGUAGUGCGAAACCAUUUGCCCUCCAUGCCCAAUGGGCCACACGCAUCCAAUCGGAGUUUUUCUUGCAGGGAGACUUGGAACGUGAGGUGGGAUUGCCAUGUUCGCCCUUUUGCGACAGACAGGUGCAGAAAGUGGCAGAAAGCCAGCAGGGUUUCUACACCUACAUCGUCAAGCCGCUGUAUGAUUGCCUGGUGCCCUUUCUGCGUAGUGCUCGAUUGAAUUUGGAGGUGCUGCAAAACAUCACGGAGAAUGAAGAGUUCUGGGCCAGGUAUGACAAUACCAGGUUCCACUACCAUGACCCGAUCUCUUCAACCAGCGAUCUGGUAAAGCAGUUCCUGUACCGACCCAAUCGAGCCUGGGCCCCUGAGAUCCCCUCGGAUCACUGGGGGAUCCCCGAGUCACCAUGA